This is a messenger RNA of Wallemia mellicola CBS 633.66, 3750 nucleotides long. RefSeq names its product glycoside hydrolase. The record is from RefSeq and is a predicted model, not a curated record. Gene Ontology annotation, biological process: glucan catabolic process. Gene Ontology annotation, cellular component: cell surface; extracellular region. The coding region runs from base 48 to 1589 and encodes 513 amino acids. The transcript has 5 exons. Gene Ontology annotation, molecular function: glucan endo-1,6-beta-glucosidase activity. Lineage: Eukaryota; Fungi; Basidiomycota; Wallemiomycetes; Wallemiales; Wallemiaceae.
GAAGUACUCGGCUGCUCCUUGUAAUAGUAUCAACUUGUUUAAUUUUAAUGGGAAUAUUUAAAUCAAUUAAGAAUUCAUUUAACAAAAUCGAUAAUCAGGGAGGUAACGCUCCAGCUACUGAGUCUUAUCCCACUGGUAAUGCAAUUGUGCCACCUCGGGUACUCUCCCCAGCGGACGUUUACAGAUUCCGUAAGCAAAGGGGUGUCAAUCUAGGCAGUUGGUUCGUAUUAGAGAAGUGGAUAACCUGGUCACCCUACAACCAUGCGAAGAGUCCAGCUCAAAGUGAUCACGAUGUGGCAAGAGGUGGAAAUGCACAGCAAAUCAUGGAGCAUCAUUACGAGAAUUGGAUUAAAGAAAGUGAUUUCGAAUGGCUCAGUCAAUUGGGUAUAAACACCGUGAGAAUACCUAUCGGCUAUUACCAUUUCUCGAAAUAUUUAGGUGAUAACUACCUAGAUGGAACUGAUUUCGAAGGUUUAGGUCAUGUUUAUCAAAAUACAAUCAAUUAUAUUGAAAGAGCAGUCGAUUGGGCAGAAAAAUAUAAUCUUGGCGUACACUUUGAUCUACAUUCAGCCCCAGGAAAGCAAAACCACGAUGACCAUUCAGGUAGAUCAGGUCCUGCUAUCAAAAUGUGGAAAUCACGCAAUAUCGAAGUACUUAAAGAAGUACUUAGGUUCCUAGUGGGCCAUUUCCAUCAACGUGAUAACGUAGUUGCAAUCGAAUUAAUUAAUGAACCUGCAAACAAUGAUCAAUUACAGAGUCUUUAUCUUGAUCUUUUGGGUCAAAUUCGUACAAUUACACAUCCACAUUUCCCAAUUGCAAUCGGUGAUGCUUGGGAUACAAAUUGGUAUGCACAAUUAGCUGGUGGUAGAAAAGACUUUGUCAUCCUAGACCACCAUCUUUACAGAUGCUUCACUGAAGACCAAAUAAGCUCAUCCUCCUAUGAUCAUGCAGGUAGAUGCAAAGCUGAAUAUUUGGAAUUCCUCCAAGAUGCCAAGAUGAAAGCUAGAGAUAGUCUUAUCAUUGGCGAGUGGAGUGCAGGACUCAAUCCUCGCAGUAUGUUGGGAGGUAAUCACGACGAGCAGCGUGCUAUGUGGGCCAGAGCUCAACUUGAACUUUACGAAAAGACAGCUGCUGGAUGGUUCUGGUGGACUCUCCGUAAGGAGCAUGGUGGUGAUAGCGGAUGGGAUUUCAAGGAAGCCAUACGCACAAAUACUCUCCCACAUUGGCUUGGCGGCAAGCAAGGUCUGCCGGCCGAAGGUCUAGCUACACUAGAAGAAAGGGAUGCUAAAUGUGAUGAAGCGACUGGUCAGCAUGCCGGAUAUUGGGAAACACAGAACAUUCCAGCCAGAGAACAUUGGAGGUUUGUAGAUGGUUUCAAGCAAGGAUGGGAUGAUGCUGUUAUGUUCGCUUAUCAUCGUCCAGGUACAGGCCACGUCGUUGGUCGUUCUGAGAUUGGUUUCUUUGGAAAGUGGAUAGAAGCACGCAUGGACGAACACUUUGCUUAUAGAGGUGGAUCUAACAAUAUCUGGGAAUUCGAACAUGGUUGGCGUCAAGGGCAUGAUGCUGCUGUUGCUGCGUUGGGCGAUUGAAAUUAAUAUAUUUCGCAACCUUAUACGAAUUAAUUAUACCCUUCAUACAUCUAAUAAAUCAAAGACAUUUUGCCGAUAUUUGUGUCUCAUCGCCGUCUUAUAUGUCAUUGUUUGUCUAGACUUCUUGGAGUUUGAGCAUGCCGUAUAAGUAGUUUGAACUAUACAACCAACAUGAAAACAAAUUUCAUUGCUCUCGCAUCAACACUUCUUAUUGCUACUACAGCUUUCGCUGUGUCCAUUCAUGAUGGUAUGUGUGGAAUUAUAACAUAGCUUCAUUCUCACGCCCAAUUCUAAUAGACAAGCGUACGCCAGUAUACAUCUCCUUAGAAGACCAAUAUGAAGUUAACCUCGAACAACGUUUAAACAGUAAGAUUAAAGUUGAAGAUUUUCUCUUUCUAAACGACCAAGUAGAAUUUGAAGCAGAUAAGAAUGAAAUUGAAGCCUUAAGUGAGUAAGAAUCAAUUUAGAGAAGUUUCUGAUGAAGUUUAGUCAAGCGACUCGUCAUAGCUCUUGAGGAUGGAGGUGACAACGAAGCGGAUGAAGACGGUAAGUCGACAUAGCCUAAACAUUGGUUCUCCUAACAUCCGACAAAGAUAAGCGUGGCUUAGAUUUAGAUGUAAAGAUCCUUAAAGCUGAUAAGGAAGAAAUUACUGGUAAGCACAACUACGGUGCAUGGAAAUAAGCUACGACGUAAUGAUACGACAUCACUUUACCUUUGUCAACGUUAAUGCAGAACAGCUUUUAAUGCCAAAUAUGCAAUGUAUGAAUUAAGUAGUAUUUUAAUUAUGACAGUAUAAAUUAUAUAAUCCAGAUCUAGUAUCCUUUUUCUUUCAAUUAAGCGGCCGCAACGUCGUAAGCGAGCUCUCUUUUAGGUGCAUUCGAAUUCUUUCUUGGGUGUUCAUUACUAGGGAGCGUAGUUGAUGGUAGUCCUCUUUCCACAUAUGCAUCCUCAUGGUCUUCUUUAGGUUUUAUGUGCAAUACAAAAUGACCUGGAUUACCUAUGCGCAUUUUAAUAAGUUCGGACGACGUUGGCGGCAGUCUAGGAGGCCAUCUUCUAAUCAUAGACUCUUUAUCUUCAUUAGCAAGUUCAUACGGACGCUCAUGUCGAUGUAAGUCAAGAAUUUUUGUAUGUUCAUGUUUUUCAUUUUCACAUACUGAAAAUUCUGAAGUUGAUUGACUCGUAUGUGUUCGGAGAGAUGAAGUCCCAUCAUUGUAUCUGUUUUGUUCAGUGAAUUCUCUCACAACAUCUACUGUCGCGCCCAAAGCCUGCUUUGGGUUUAUUCUCAUGCCUUUGUAUUUUGAUAUGCGCGGCGCUAUCAGGUUUAUAUCCGAGAAUGAACCGUGUAAUGUCCCACAAAUUGUAAAUAACCAUGAUGGUAAUCCUUUUUCCUUCUGUCGUAGGUGUAAUUCAUACACUGAACGGAAGUUAUCGUGCCAGACGGUGAAUUGCUCAGAAUUUAUUGUAAGCAAUGGCACUUUUAUGUCUAAAUGUGGUGGUGUAAACACUGGAAAAGAUAUCGCGUCUCGAGGGAAUACUUCCCACCAACUCCAAGGAUCUAGGGUGAUACAUCUGACGAAGCCAUCAGACUUUGUUGCUAUUCUACAUACUGUAGCACCUCCAAAUGAGUGACCCAUGAAGGUCACAUCACGUGACGCAUCCAUAUAUUUCUCGAACGAGUCCCAAUUGACUUUCCUUGCAGACCCACUGACAUUUUUUCUAUGAUUGAUCAAUUCACAAGCUGGUCCUUGGCCAUCGGCGAUACGUUUGAGAUGCUUCCACGCCAUUUCGAGCUCCCGCAAUCGAAAAUCAAGCUGUUCAUCUCGCAAAGGAACAUGACUUUCCUCUUUCGUUGCAUCAUCAAACUUGAGUUGUUUCCAGUCAUACCAAGUGACACUCCGCGGUGUGCCUUGCUCACUUCGUUCGUUUAAGGGGGGAUAUACCCAUGUAUUCGGCGCGCUACCAUCGCGAUGUUCAAUUGCGCAUACUAUAUAACCAUGACUGGCUAAACUACCGCAGAGAUGACUGUACAUUCUCCUCUGACCACCUAAUCCGUGCGAGAAAAUAAUGAGGGGCCAUUUUCCAGUAGGGCAAGCGGCUAAUGGCGCAUUAGCGUACGCUGGUAUCUUUGUACUCCUCGCCAAUGCAUGCGCGAAUGAAACU